GCUGCCGCGUGUUUCGCUCUGCUGUGUGGUGCGUACUGAGUUCCGGCCGCGCGCCGCACUGUAGCGCGCCGACGGCUGCCAUGCCCACGCCGACACUGGACUGCUGCCACACCGUUUGCAGACAUGGGCCGGCGUGACAUGCGGAACCCUUGAUCGCCCUUGUGAGGGAGGGCUGCCGCAUGUCGCGGCAGCGGCUGCUGUGGCGUCUGCUGGGCGCCGCGCUGGCGCUCACGGUCGCCGGGCUCGCCGCGCCGCCGCUCUUCCGGCUGCUCGUCUCGCCGCACACCACCGCCAACUCCGUCGCCGGCCGCCGCGUGUACAGCAGUGACCCGGGCCCGUGGACGUGGCGCUGCGAGUCCGGGCGGUGCGUGCGCGCGCUGUGGCAGGGCGGCGCGCAGGUGUCCCUGGACACGUGCCAGUGGACGUGCGCCGCCUGGGAGGCGCCGCUGUGGCCGCGGCCCACAGGCGCGAUGCGGCUCGCAAACUCGAGCGCCGCGCUGGCCGCCGACCUGGACGUGCGCCUGCGGCUGUCCAGCCCGCAGCACGAAGACACGCGGGGCCUGCUGGCGGCCGCCACCGAGCGCCUGGCGCGUCACCUGCAGCUGGUCAGGCCCGCCUGGGCCGACAGAGUCGCGUGCGGCGCCACCCGCGGCGCCACCGUCGCCCGGCUCACCGUCCUCGUCAGGCUGGACGCGGACGGCAGCCGCCCCACGGGCCACCUCACGCUCGACACCGACGAGGGCUACCGCCUCCAGGUGCGCCGUGAGUCUCAAGAUCUACAAGCGGAGAUUGAUGCGCGCAGCUUCUUCGGCGCCCGUCACGCGCUGGAGACGUUGUCGCAGCUCGCCUGGUGGGAUCCCGUCAGCGGAUGCGUGCGCAUGCUGGACUCUGCCAUCGUCAAGGACGCGCCCAAGUUCCGGCACCGGGGCGUGAUGGUGGACACGGCGCGCAACUUCAUCCCGCUGGAGGCGCUGCAGCGCACGGUGGACGCGAUGGCCUCCAACAAGCUCAACACGCUGCACUGGCACCUCACGGACUCCACCAGCUUCCCCUACCUCAGCCGCGCGCUGCCCACCAUGGCGCGCUACGGAGCCUACUCUCCAGAACAGGUGUACAGUAUGGAGGACGUGUCGCGGCUGGCGGAGUUUGCGAGAGAGCGCGGGGUGCGUCUGGUGGUGGAGCUGGACGUGCCCGCCCACGCCGCUGCCGGCUGGCCUACCGAGCAAGUCUCCUGUUCGGAGCAGAGGGGAUCUGCCGCGAAUGCUCCCCUGGUGCAGCAGCAUCGCCAGAAUGAGGAGUACGGGCUGCAGUACCGCCUGGAGGAUCGGCGGGAGAGGCGAGGGCCGCACGGCGGGGAGGAGCCGCCUCCCUGGUGGCAGCUGUGCGGCCAGCCUCCCUGCGGCCAGCUGCCGCCGGCCGACGAGGCGGCGUUCGGCACGCUGCGGACGCUCUACCAGGAGCUGCGGCACGCCUCCGGCGCCUCCGACGUGGCGCACCUGGGCGGCGACGAGGUGAGCGCAGAGUGCUGGGGCGGCGUGCGCGGCGAGCGGCUGUGGUCUCUGUGGGGCGGCUUCAUGCGGCGCGCGCACCGCGAGCUGGUGGCCGCCUCGCAGGGGAACCCACCCACCGCAGUCCUCGUGUGGAGCAGCGAGCUCACCGCGCCGCACAACCUGCGCCGCUACUUCGACCCCAGCACGCACGUCGUACAGGUGUGGGGCGGCAGCAAGUGGAACGAGACGCUACCCGUGCUGCUGGCGGGCUUCCGCGCCGUGGUGUCGCACGUGGACGCGUGGUACCUGGACUGCGGCUGGGGCGACUUCCGCAGCGGGGGCCCCGGACCCUGCGGGCCCGUCUCCACGUGGCAGACAGUCUACUCACACCGGCCGUGGGCCGCCUUCCCGUCGGGCGCGCGCUUCAGGCUGCUGGGCGGAGAGGCCUGCCUUUGGUCCGAAAAGGUGGACGACCAGACGCUGGACGUCCGGCUGUGGCCGCGCGCGGCGGCGCUGGCAGAGCGGCUGUGGAGCGACCCUCCGGCGGGCGUGCACCCCGACCUGCCCCCGCCGGGCAGCCCGCGGCGGGACGAGCCGACGCUGCGGCGCGCCUACCAGCGGCUGUCGCACCACAGGGAGCGGCUGGUGGCGCGCGGCGUGCGCGCAGAGGCCAUGUGGCCGCGCUACUGCCACCUCAACCCCGGCGCCUGCUUCUAGCGACAACGGAACUGUCGUGUGCUCGGUGGUUACUAAAGGUGCAGGAACGAAACACUGCCACCUUCAUUUCAGUGUGCAGCUCAGUGAAACUUGCGCAUGUUUUUUUUCUCCUUAAUUCCGUGCUCCGAUCUGCGAGUUAUAUGUAGCAUGUUAACUAGUGGUGGGAUGAAAGUGUAAUGCACGUUACACGGACACGAUUGUUAGACUGCUUCCGAUUUCAUUAAGUGGGACCAACAACGAAAUAAAGGAAAAUCUUUGUGAUAUGUGGCAAACAUUCUGUGAUGUGGUUUUUAAUGUCGAUAAUGUGAAGAAAGGUGCAUCUUAACUCGUCACUGUUGUUGUGCAGGGUGAACCCGAAGUCUAACAAUUUUUUAUGUUGUUUAGGGGUACUUUGAGUAUUUCGGUGUAAGGGACCCACUGUAUCUGGUGGCCCUUUACUGAAUGACGUUGAGGUAAUGAUUAUUCGGCUUAUUACCCCUUCCCCGCAAUUACCUUUGCUUCAGUGUAAGUAGCUCCAAAACUGUGGAAGUGUGUAACAUGUAAUCACUAAAACGGGCAAAAGAAAAAGAAUUCAACGACGUUCAGAAGGAACAGGACUGAAAUACUGCAAUGUGAGUGCCGCCGCUGCGGGAAGAGCUCAGCAAAGCAUCGUGCUGCCACUCUUCCAUUGCAUUCAGUGACUCAUACAUCAGCUGCAUAUUGGCCACCUCUUCAUCAGUAAAACUAUCAGUUUGGCUGUGUAUCACUUCUGACGUGCAGCCAUCACUGCAGGGGAAAACAACAAACUAUCAGUGCCCUAAAAAAGCUUAAGAAGGAAGAGUAUAGUGGACAUUACUAUUAUCGACAGUAGGUACCAUGAGAGAGGGAACAAGUAUGUUUUAAAAAAAAUACCGUCGAUAUUUACAACAUUUGCACUAUUGUGCAGAUUUUUCAGUACAAAUGUCUGGGAUUUACCAUGGGGUGGGUCCAACUGCCUAUUAGUAUCGAUUUUCAUCUGCAAAAUUGCCCUCCCCCUCCCCCUUCCCCAUUUCCUCUUGGAUAUGUGAGAGUUGUGUAGUAUUUGUAUUUCUAGAGUUUAGGUGAGUGUAAUGGAUGUGUGUACAGGAUAGUUUUAUGUUUUGUGUUGGGGGGGAUUGAUUGCGGGGAGGGGGGAGCUGCUGACACAUAGCCAACCCUUCAACACAAAAAGUGCAUCUAACUUCCCAACAGUGUCACAUGCACUCAUAUCAUGAGACUGUGGAGAUGUACGUAUGGAAUUUAAUCCAGAACAAUGGCGCAAAGCUUACUGAUAAACAUCUGUUACGCCACAAUCUCUCCCCCUUACUGGCCUAAUACUGACAGUGAAGAUUUUUAUCCUCCACGGACAUUCAGACAGACUUAACAAUGUCUAGCGCCACAGAACAGCGACAGAGGUUGGUCAUAUUUUCAGUGCCAUACAGAAACAAGAUAAAUGUGGGUAAGCAAUCGAAAUGCAAAUGUUAUACAUUGAUCCACCAGAGCAGACAGAUUCCUCAAACCAAAAUAAUACUACAAAAUUUCGUAAGUUGUUAGAAGACAUUCACCGAGUUCGUGUUCACUCUGAGAAAGGUGUUAACUUGCCUUCCUAUUUACACUGAUGUGUAUUGCAAAGCAAAUAGCUGAGUGUAAAAACGCGUGGAUCCAGUACCAGAUGAUGUCUUCAUAACCCUAGAUUUCAUGGCAAUGGCAGCAGUCAUGGGCAGACAUAUGGACAGAGUGGGCUCUAAUGCAGCUAGGGGCUAAGUAACAUAAAGACCCUCUAUAUCGGUAUCAGAGCACGAAAAUGGUAGACAUCUAAUUGUUUACAGAAUAGCUACCAUCACAAUUGGAUAAUAAGCUUUAUAGCAUCUCUGGUGUUUUUGCUUUUACCGUUGCCAUAUCACUCCGCUACUGCAGGUGCUGUUUACCACAGCUGCAGCUAGUAACUUUCAUUUUGAUUUAUUAUAAUCGUUCCUGCAUGUGGCGUAUUUAACUUGAGCAACAGAAUGUAAAGCUAGCAUCGAAAAUGUACAGAAACGUGAUAGGGCUAUUAUGACCUAACAAAGGGACCAUCAUUAUGAAUAUUGAGGUGGUCAGAUGAGUGUAGUCAGUAUGGAAAAGACCAACUGUAGCUGCCACAGGUUUAUUGAUCAUGCAGAUAAACAAAGUGCCUAACGUUUACCAAAAGAUGCACAGCCGAGGCGAUAUGCAUACAAUUGCCCAUGUGAAUCCUGACCUGCCCUGCCCUGUUCUCGUUGUCACCCACUGUGGCCAGAAAAAAUGCAGCGCCAAGAAUCGCUUCAUUAGUUCAUUUCGGAGCCUACACACAGCACAGCACAACACGAUUUAGUAAUAGCAAGUACAGUGCUCAAUACAGUAUUGUUAGAUUGGCAAUGAUCCGAUAGAAAAUACUGGCCAUCCAAAGUAUUAAAAAUUCUCUCUGAUUAGAGUUAUGGACCCAGCGGUCAGGAACAGUUACACAUACAGUAUUUCUCUAGGAAUUCGUCAGUAAAUUAUUCUAUACCUAGAAUGUCGUCUUUGACACUGCAUUUGUAUACAUUUUGUUCAAAGAGAAAUACUACCAAGGUACUGUUUGUCUAAAUUCCCAUUUUCUGGAUAAAAAGUGACGUGAAAGUUUUUAACUUAUGCUAUAAGCAGACAGGCAAUGGGAGUCUCACAAGACACUUAACUGCAUAGCAAGCGGUGAGCUGGGAUAUUUCCCAUAUGUGCGGCAUUUCGUCCAGUUUAUGCACUUAGUCAUGAAAAGAACAAGUAACGUGAAUUUGUACUUAACGACGCCUUUAGUCACUUCACAGAAUGUUAGUUUUAUUGUGGUGGUACUGUUACCAAAGAAACGAUUGGGCGUCGUUGUCAUAAACUUCCUCUGUUGCAUGCCCUUAUUUGAACACUGUGGUAGGUGCACUACAACCAGGAAUUUCAGUGCAAUUAAAUGUAUUUUUGUACAUACAUUUUUGUAAAUAAUUUUAUAAAUUUAUCUAUUAAAUACUCUAUUUUUCAUACAAAA
This is a messenger RNA of Schistocerca nitens (vagrant locust), 5229 nucleotides long. RefSeq names its product probable beta-hexosaminidase fdl. NCBI's taxonomy places the organism in Eukaryota, Metazoa, Arthropoda, Insecta, Orthoptera, Acrididae. Gene Ontology annotation, biological process: ganglioside catabolic process; carbohydrate metabolic process; glycosaminoglycan metabolic process. The record is from RefSeq and is a predicted model, not a curated record. The transcript is spliced from 11 exons. The coding region runs from base 180 to 2207 and encodes 675 amino acids. Gene Ontology annotation, molecular function: beta-N-acetylhexosaminidase activity. Gene Ontology annotation, cellular component: membrane.